This is a messenger RNA of Penicillium canariense, 1248 nucleotides long. RefSeq lists its product as uncharacterized. The record is from RefSeq and is a predicted model, not a curated record. Gene Ontology annotation, biological process: late endosome to vacuole transport via multivesicular body sorting pathway. Bases 1 to 1248 code for a protein of 415 amino acids. The transcript is spliced from 4 exons. Gene Ontology annotation, cellular component: multivesicular body. NCBI's taxonomy places the organism in Eukaryota, Fungi, Ascomycota, Eurotiomycetes, Eurotiales, Aspergillaceae.
AUGGCCAGCAAUAUCCCCGCCGCGCUGCGAUCUGCUGACAUUGGGCGCUUUGCCGUCAGGGCGGCGCAGAUCGAGAAGGCAAAGCCCGUGGUGGCCUAUUGGUGCAACUUUCACGUUGUGAAUCAGAUCAUUGGGAGAGGACUUCACAACUCCGAUGAUGAAAUCAGAAUUUACACGACCAGCCUCGUGGAUAAGCUCGAGCAGUUCAAACUCGAGAACCCUGAGAAUGAAACUGUGACAGAUGACGUUGCGGCGAAUGCGUAUGUCGAGCAAUUCGGACUAGAGGUCUUCAAUCGCGCCGAGGCUGCCAUGGCCGCCAACAAGGUUACAAAACAAACUGCCGAUACGUUCCAAGCAGCAGCUGUUUUCCUUGAGCUGUGCCAGAUUUGGGGAGACCUGGACCCGGAGAUUGCGGGGAGAAUCAAGUUCGCCAAAUACCACGCGGUUCGGAUUGUGAAAGCCUUCAAGGCUGGAGAGGAUCCUAAUGCCACGAACCCUGCACCUAAGGCAGAGGAGGAAGAGGUGACAGUGGCUGACCCUGAAGUGCAAGCGUUUGACGAGUCCGUGGCAGAGCAGGCCUCAAGGCCACGCCAGGCAUCCGUGGAGGAAGUUCCAGACGAAGCCGAGCGGCUUGGGCGCCAACUGGCCCAUCAAUCAACCUUGGACGAGUCACUGCAUCCGUCCCGAACAUCCUCCAUGCCGCGGGCACCUGCUUCCUCGGGACCCGAAAUUCCUUCUGUGCCCAGCAAUGCACCCGGCACCCCGGGAAAGGCACGAGACGUUUACCCGCGGCAAUCUGAUGAACUGGAACUUCCCUCCACCCCUAGCACCAUCGGUGGCAAGGCUGGCGGCCCUGGUCCUAUCAUAGAUCUACCCGAUACACCUGGAACUUCCGAUCUCCACACGACUCAUGCAUCGCGUCAUUCUAACUCCUUCCAUUCCUUCCCACCACCCUCUACAACAAGCCCGUCAAUCGCGGCACCAGACCCAACUUCUUUCUACAACCCACCAAGUGCUAGUACCCAUAUUUCUCCCCCAGCAGCAUCUCCAUCGGUGCCUGCUGCUGCUCGGGCAUCCCCUGCUCCUGCACCAGCGGCCCCGAGUCAGCCAUCGCACUCAGUCGAUGACCAUAAUAUCUCCAUGGCGCAGAAACACGCUCGCUGGGCUGUCUCGGCUCUCACCUUUGACGAUGUGAAUACAGCGAUCAAAGAGCUGAAGAAUUCUUUGAGAUACCUUGGUGCAGAAUGA